CGGAUGCACUGCGUUGCCUCUUGUGAACUGUAUUGCUAACAUAAUCAGCUGUGCUUAUAUGUGUGAAGGAUUUUUGUUAAAAUUGGUGAAAUUUAUUGCAAAUAUUAAAUGGAUUCUGUGGCUUUUUUUAUUGAUUUCGAUGAAAACACCAGGAGUGAUAUGCGACGGACUAGAAGGAAAGUCAGGGAUAAUGUUGUGAAUGUAUUGGAGUUGCCGGAUGAGGUGUGAGUAAAUUUUUUGAAGUCUUUAUUUCAUUCUAACAUGUGAGUUCCUUAUUCAGAUUUGUAAAACAGUUCCGGCUUAACAAGUUAGCAUUCAAGUACGUUUUAGAAAUAUUAAUGCAGAAAUUGCCUCCAGUUCGAAGAUCAUGUUCCAUAACACCAGAGCUUAAAUUAGCUUGUUUAAGGUUUUUAGCUGAAGAGGGCUAUCAGAAUGGUACUGGCCAAGAUUUUAAUAUUGUCUUGGCACAAUCCACAUACUCUGUAGUACGCUCUGAUGUACAAAACAUCUCAGAAGCCACUUUAUGUCCCAGAUGGAUUACUUUAGCAAUGACAGACAAUGAAAAACUUGAAGCGAAAAGAUAUUUUUUCGAAAAAACUAGAAUUCCUGGAAUUGUCAUGUGUGUUGACGGUACUCACAUUAAAAUUCUUAAACCAGCUGCAGGCAAUGCACACCUUUAUUAUAAUCGGAAAGGAUAUUACAGUGUUAAUGCAAUGAUAAUAUGUGACCAUAAGCAAAGAAUAAGGUAUGCGAACAGUAGGUAUGCAGGUGCAAGUCACGAUUCCUUUAUUUGGGAAAAUAGUGAUGCUUCCACCUACUUCCACGCGCAGUAUGAAAAUGGAGACAGAAGCACAAGACUGCUAGGUGACUCUGGAUAUCCACUGUUACCCUGGCUUAUAACACCCUUUCGAACUGCAGGCGUUGAUAUUCCAGAAAGCAGAUUUAAUAAAAGCCAUAGUAAAGGCCGUAAUAUUGUAAGAACUGGUGCCGAUGUCUCCUUUCUGCUCGCCAACUACAUUAUGCUCCUGAGAAAGUGGUUCAAAUUGUAAACGAUGUGGCAGCACUUCACAACAUUCGAAUACAUUAUAAUAUUUCCGACGAAUACCAGGAGGAAGUCUACGAACCCGAUGAAUAUGUAGGCGAACCUGUACAACCUCAACGAUAUACAAAUGAAGCAACUCAAAUUCGCAAUGAGAUGUUACGUAGCGUUUUGUAAAAUAAAACUAUUUAGUAUCACAAAAUCCAUUUUCAUACAUAUUUCUUAAUAUUUAAGUAAAAAGCCUUCCUGGCAAAGUGUUGCACAACGUUGUCUACACACUAAGGAUGUAGAUAAAAGUAAAAUCAUAUCACUUCAUUGGUUAACAUACACAGUAUUUUCAAAAAACAAAAAAAACUUAAAUAAUAAAGCCCUCCUGUUCAGAAAGUAUUCAGGCACUACAGUCAUAAAAAAAAAUCCAAUAUAAAAUAAAAACAAAUCUCAUAAAAAAAUUGUCAGGUCCCACUUAUUUUAAGAAUUAAGGUGUCUGUUGACGUUAUUUAACUCAAUAUUUAAA
Rhagoletis pomonella (apple maggot) is the source of this 1553-nucleotide messenger RNA. Its product is annotated as putative nuclease HARBI1. Bases 339 to 1049 code for a protein of 236 amino acids. The transcript has 3 exons. NCBI's taxonomy places the organism in Eukaryota, Metazoa, Arthropoda, Insecta, Diptera, Tephritidae. The record is from RefSeq and is a predicted model, not a curated record.